Glycine soja is the source of this 858-nucleotide messenger RNA. Its product is annotated as ripening-related protein grip22-like. Bases 30 to 509 code for a protein of 159 amino acids. The record is from RefSeq and is a predicted model, not a curated record. Lineage: Eukaryota; Viridiplantae; Streptophyta; Magnoliopsida; Fabales; Fabaceae. The transcript has a single exon.
UUAAGCAAACAUACUAAUAGGUUUUGAACAUGGCAAGUCAUGUAUUCGUGGUUUUCUUUUGCAUAAUUCUAAAUGUUAUAACCCUUUUUCCUUAUGUAACUAAUGCAGCUUCUUGCCAAUCCAAUGGUGCUCACUCACCCGCAUUCAAUCCAUCGGGAACGCCGGCCAUUCUCACUGUCAACGACUUCGGCCCCGGCGGUGACGGAGGAGGCCCCUCCGAAUGCGACGGGACCUACCACCCGCUGCCGCAAAGAGUGGUGGCGCUGUCCACGGGAUGGUACAAUGGCGGUUCCCGGUGCGGAAAAAUGGUAAGAAUCACGGCGAGAAACGGUAGGACUGCGGUGGCCAAGGUGGUGGACGAGUGUGACUCCACACAAGGCUGUGACCAGGAACACGCAAAUCAAUCACCAUGCAAGACAAACAUUGUUGAUGCAUCUGAAAAUGUGUGGCAUGACUUAGGCCUUAAUACUGAUGAUGGUGAAGUACCAGUCACUUGGACCAUGGUCUAAACUUAUGCAUCAUCAUCAUCAGUAAUAUAUUUUGAGAAAUACUAGUCAGAGACUCUUUUGAAUAUAUUAUUAUUUAUUGACUAAAAUUUAUUAAAAAUUACAAAUUAGAAUCCUUUCUAAUUUUGCAGUUUUUGAUAAAUUUCUAUCAAUAAUAAAAUGUGUUAAAAAGAAGUCUAUUAUUAGUACUUUUCUUUUAUAUUUAUGUGUGUGUAUAAUUAGGAUUAAGCACAAGCUUGUAUAGAGCUUGCUUUGUUCCUCCGCUGUGAUCAGUCUAUAUAUGUACGUGUAUCUUAGCUUGGAUGAAUACAGCCGUAUUCUCCCUCUAAUAAAAUCACAACUUUGUAGUAUA